This is a messenger RNA of Sphaerodactylus townsendi, 2072 nucleotides long. RefSeq names its product TNF receptor superfamily member 8 (gene TNFRSF8). The coding region runs from base 1 to 1686 and encodes 561 amino acids. Lineage: Eukaryota; Metazoa; Chordata; Lepidosauria; Squamata; Sphaerodactylidae. The record is from RefSeq and is a predicted model, not a curated record. The transcript is spliced from 10 exons. Gene Ontology annotation, molecular function: protein binding.
AUGGGGACCCGCAGCCCUCCGGCGUGGCUCUUGCUGCUCGGGCUGCUGCUGCUGCUGCUGCUGCUGCUGCGGGGGAUCCAGGUGAGGCGCACGCGGGACGCACGGCCGCCUUUGACCCAGGAGCCCUGGGCGCACGCCAGCCCUGCAGGGGAGGACACGAGCGAGGGCGGCUCUGGGGGUGGGGGGAGGAGGAAUAGUCUUAAUUCGAAGGGAGGCCUUUGCACUUUUGCAGACUUCAUCCCGACGGAGAAUGUCUACUGGGAGAAGCCUCGACUCUCUCCGGCGGCGGCGGUUUGUAUUUUCGCUGCCUCCGAAGGUCACUGGUUCAAUCGCGGUCACCGGGAAGCCCGGCGCCUGAAACUGGGGCUCGGGGGAAACCCCGUCUCGUCUCCGCAUUGCAAAGGUGAAGACUGGAUCUACAGCAGCGAGUCCCAGAAGUGCUGCUAUCGAUGCCCCUCGGGGUUUGCACCCAAGACUGCGUGCCCCACUAAUCCCCGAAGUGAUUGCAUGAAGCAGUGUGGAGAGGGCCAAUUCCUGAACCAUGACUAUGUGAGGCCCCAGUGUGAGCUCUGCUUGACAUGCAACCCAGAACGUGAUCUUGUACAGAAGGCGCCCUGCACACGCAAUUCCAGCGGGGUGUGCGAAUGCCGGCCUGGGCUGUACUGUCAGACAAAAAUCCUAAACUCUUGCGCUCGAUGCCAGCCACUGACAACCUGCAAGCCGGGCUAUGGAGUCAAAACCAGAGGAACUUCUGAUCAAGAUACAGUGUGUGAAAAAUGUCCUCCUGGGACCUUCUCCACAGAGGAUUCAAGCACAGAAACCUGCAAGCCCCAGACAGACCGUCUCAAGUUGCAGCCAGUGACAAAAGAGAAAGGCAACUACGCACAGGAUGGCCUUGGGUCAGGCCCACCUUUGGCGUUCAGUGUUCAGCAGGCAGCUGCUUCGCGACCCGUUGGCAGCACCAGCGUUCUCAUUGGUUCCACGUCACCCAACUUUCUGGACACGACCACCAGACAACCCAUGAAUGAAUCAAAUACCAGAGGACCCUCUCCCAUAAUGAUACCGAAGGAAAAGGAUGUUACCUUCUUGGCAGCAGCGCUGCUCUUCACAUUUCUACUGCUGGCCGCCUUGGUGGUGCUGUGGAAGAAGAAAGCUUACCAGAAGUGGGUUGUCCCUCACAACGUGAAGACAUCCAAACAGACCAAGAUUUGGACCGUUGGAGCUGAGAAAGGCCCAGAAGAGGCAGAGCUGCACCCGGAAUCCCUCUCAGAAACCUCCAGUGGCUGCCCCUUGGAAAUGGAAGAAACUUCCAGCCUUGACCCCGAAGAGGCCAAGUUGCUUCAGGUGGACGGUGGAGGGCUUGUGGAACCUGUAGUAAGGAGCCAUACCAGCAACUGUAUCGAAAAAAUAUACAUCAUGAGAGCCGACACAGUGAUUGUGGGGUCUGUUUCGGAACUGCCCGCUGGCAAGACCAGCUCGGCUAGAGGGGAAGAAGGAAUCUGCGGUGUCCAAGAAGAAGGGAAGGAAGUGGAAGCGGACAUGCACUAUCCCGAACAAGAAACGGAAUUCUCUCCAGGAAGUGACAUCACAACUCCUGUAGAGGAAGAGUGGGAGUUCCCCCGUUCCAUCCUGGCCAAUGAGAAGCCAUUGGGGAUCCAGGAGGAAAGUUCUGGAGGGGCCAGCUGAGCAGAGUUGCUAACUGCCAAUAGUGUUGACGAUUCUUUUAAUAGGCAAACUUGGGGGGGGGGGGUUUGCCUUCACAACAACCCUGUGAGGUGCUGUGGCUGAGGGAGACUGGCUGCACUCGCUCCACACUGAGAACUGGGACAUUGUUUGAGGACAAUUCUCUUUAUUGUUUUAUGGGGAAGUGUUUUUGUUUGGGUAUUUCCAUGGCUGACUUGGAAGUCUGAAUUACCCACAAAAAACAGAAGUAAACAUAUCUUUAGGGAGGAGUUUUAAAGCAUAAUGGCUUGCCAAAGCUCAGAUAUACAGAAUCUUCUUUAUAUUUGAAUAUAUUUUCAAGCUUUAAUUUGAUUUUUUUUAAUUCCCAAAGGAAACAUGAUAAAGUAGUA